CGUCAACUAAAAAGCUUACAACAGUAGUAGCAGCGGGGCACUGAAGAAGCAACAAUGGGAGUCACAAUGGGUUUGAAUCUGCUACUGCUCCUGGCCAUGGUGGCCACCAACAUCCUCUCCCUCUACCACCUCUCCACCACCAUUCAAUCCCCUCAAUCUCCCUCCUCACAACCAUUUCCUAUCCCUGAACACCUCAUCCGCCAGCUCCAAACCAUACGCGCCGCUAUCAGCCACCACAUGCACAACCAACCUUCCACCGACACAACCACCACUGACGAUAGCAACAGUAAACCAACGAUCCCUUCAGAUCUCCUCCUCUACGCCCAACUCUCCCCCAUUGCCUCCUCUUGCCACAACCACCCUGACCUCCUCCACAAGUACAUGACCUACACCCCCUUCUCUCUCUGUCCCCAAGACUCCGACCUUGGGGAAACCCUAAUCCUUCAUGGUUGCCACCCUCUCCCUCGCCGUCGCUGCUUCUCUAGAACCCCGUCAAAACCCCCAAAUUCACUACCUGUCAAUCCCUUCCCUUCCUCUUUCCCUGAUUCUGCCGUGAUUUGGUCUUCCCCCAAAUUUUCCUGCAAAUCUUUCUCUUGCCUCGCUCAAUCUAAUCCCAAUCUUGGUUUCGACAUCACACACGAGAUUUCACGGUUCACGAGUUACAAGACCGAGCUGGAUCUCCCGAUUCCACAGCUGGUACAGAUAGCGAAAUCGGCGAAUUCUGUUCUUAGGCUCGGAAUUGAUAUCGGAGGUGGAACGGGUACUUUUGCAGCUAGAAUGAAGGAGCACAAUGUGACUGUCCUGACCACAACUAUGAACUUCAAUGCGCCGUACAACGAGGCUGUUGCAUUGAGGGGAUUGUUGCCAUUGCACGUGCCCCUGCAGCAGCGGUUACCGAUGUUUGAUGGAGUGAUGGAUCUGGUCCGGUGUGGGCGGGCGGUGAAUCGGUGGAUACCAUUGACAAUGAUGGAGUUUUUACUGUUUGAUGUGGAUAGGGUUUUGAGGGGAGGAGGGUAUCUCUGGCUUGAUCACUUCUUUGGUAAAGCAGUGGAUCUUGAGAAGGUUUAUGCGCCAUUGAUUGGCAAGCUAGGGUACAAGAAGGUGAAAUGGGCUACAGCGAGUAAGCCGGAUUCGAAGAAUGGGGAGGUUUACUUGACUGUUCUGCUGCAGAAACCUGUGUCGAGAUGAUGGUGGAAAUUCUGAUACUGAAACAGAGGAAGAACAUUUCUCUAUUUUGGAUCAAAUCGGUCUCAUUUCUCAGAAGAUGGUGUUCUCAACCUACAUUACUUGACAAGGUUUAUUUACACAGCAAUAUGAAUCUGGCAUUUGAAUGUGAUUAGUGUUGUAAAGAGUGUAGAGUGGAAUACGGUUCACAGGGAAUGCAUGGCAACAAGGUUUUGCCGGCUCAAAGUAGACUGCAUUUCUUUGUUCACUUCUUUCUUUGUUGUAAUGGUCCCAUACAAUGUAGGGAAUAAAAAUUCUAGACUUCCUAACUUUUCAGA
Molecule: messenger RNA, 1502 nt
Organism: Tripterygium wilfordii
Lineage: Eukaryota; Viridiplantae; Streptophyta; Magnoliopsida; Celastrales; Celastraceae
Exons: 2
Coding region: 55-1188 (377 amino acids)
Molecular function (GO): methyltransferase activity
Source: RefSeq, a predicted model, not a curated record